AUGAUGCCUCCUCCACUCACCACGACCGUUGUCGUCUCAGCCGUUCUGCACUUGCUCUCCGAUCAAUACGAAGCUGGAUUCCGAAACCGCUCCCCGUCACCGCAUUCUGACAGUCUGAAAUAUCCACCAUCCUCCACCGAGCUCUUCUUUCUGUGUUCUAUCCACGCCGUCUCAGAGCCUCCCUCGGAAAAAAAUUCGUGUAACCGGUCAACGCACAUCAGCCAUCUAUCGCCUCCGGCCGACAAUGCAUCCCUUGGCUAUUACUUCGAUUCCCUCAACAAGCUGGAUCACUGGUCUCCGGCUUCUUAA
This is a messenger RNA of Microthlaspi erraticum, 309 nucleotides long. Lineage: Eukaryota; Viridiplantae; Streptophyta; Magnoliopsida; Brassicales; Brassicaceae. The record is from the annotation of a GenBank genome assembly.